AGGUGUGAGAGAGAGUUUUGAAAUAUAAUUUUCAAAGAAUUUCUCGACUAUUUCUCGCAAAUUUUAACCUCCAGUACUCUUCCGAUCGUCAACAAACCUAUUCGAAUUAAAAGGACCUUCAUUUUGGUCUACUUUCGGGCUUUUUCUUCGAGAAGCGUUGUGGUUUCGAAGCAUGAUAGCUGUACGUGUUUGUUUUGCUUCUUUCGUACUUCUGUGGAGUUGUGCUUGGUCAUAUCGACGGCCGCUGGGGGAUUUCAUAAACCACUAUGAAACUCUGGACUACGACACAACUGCAGUACUCAGGGAACAUGGUCGAGUGAGGCGUUCAAGUCCAAACAGCGAUCAUCGCAUUGAAUUAAAUUUAAAAACUCAUCAAAGAGAAUUUAAGAUUCGUCUUAAAAGGGAUACAGACCUUUUCACAGAUGACUUCAGAGUGGAAAAUGCUGAGUUUGACCCCGCCAAAGUUGUGGCAGGGGAUGUAGAAGGUCAUAAAAAUUCAUUUGUCCAUGGUUUUAUAUCCGAUGAUGGCGUAUUUGAAGGCAAAAUCCAUGUAGGAAAUGACGAGUAUUUUGUUGAGUCAGCAAAAGAGUAUUUCAAGGAUGCUCCUAAAGACUUCCACUCAGUUAUUUAUGAGAGCAGAGAUGUGCAAUACCCUCAUGCUUAUGGUGCAGGGUGUGGAGUGAAUGAAAAAGCAAAGAGGUGGAUGGAUGAGGUGAAAAGGUCAGCAGUUUCAGGACAAGUGAUCGAAGGGGAACAUGUCACCAAGUCUGAGCCAGUAUUAAACAGAUAUCGCAGGGCACCUGGAGACCUUAAUCCAAAUAAACUUUCUUGCACUUUAAAAAUGAGGGCUGAUCAUUUGUUCACAGAGAAUAUGGCUGGAGGGAACAAAGAAAGGGCAUUGCUGCUGAUGGCAGACCAUGUCAAGGCUGCAAAUGCCAUUUAUAAAAAUACAGAUUUUAAUGGUGAUGGCAAAUUUGAGGGCAUUCAGUUUCAAAUCCAGAGAAUGCAAGCCAAUGACAGUUCUGAUACUGAAGUUGCCGACAACCCUUACAAAGAUAACAACAUUGGAGUGGAAAAGCUCCUGGAGCUAAACUCUGAGGAAAACCAUGAUGACGUGUGCCUGUCUUACAUCUUUACCUACCGUGAUUUUGCUGAUGGUGUGCUUGGACUUGCGUGGGUUGGUGAGAAAGGUGGAGCUGCUGGUGGAAUUUGUGAAAAAGCAACAACUUUCAGAGAUGGAAAAAAGAAAAGCUUGAACACUGGAGUUGUUACAUUUAUCAACUACAACAAGAAAGUAACACAGAAAGUCUCCCAGAUCACCUUUGCACAUGAAACUGGCCACAAUUUUGGUUCACCACAUGACAGUACUUCUAACUGUGCCCCUGGAGGAAGUGAAGGAAAUUACAUCAUGUUUGCCAGAGCAACCAGUGGAGACCAAAGGAACAAUCGUCUCUUUUCGCCGUGCAGCAGAGAAAAGAUGAAUGGUGUGAUGGAUGUCAAGGGAAGAUGCAUUGAAGCCAAAUGCUGCUUCCAAGAUGCUGAAGGAGCUAUCUGCGGUAAUAAGGUUGUAGAGGAAGGCGAAGAGUGCGACUGUGGAUAUGUAGAAGAUAAGUCAUGUGAGGAAGAUGUCUGCUGCAUGGGUCGUAAUAAAACUGAUGGUUGCACACGUAUGCCAGGGAAAAAUUGCAGCCCAAGCCAGGGACUUUGUUGCAGUGAAGUGUGCACACCCCGGAAUGCAAGCUUUUUGUGUCUUAAUAGUACAGAGUGUGCUAACACAUCCUAUUGCGAUGGAACGAAUGCUACCUGCCCAGCCCCAGCGCCUAAAGCCAAUCUUACUGAAUGUAAUAAUGGACGGCAAGUGUGUAUAUCAGGGGAAUGCAGCGGUUCCAUUUGCCUCAGGUACAAUUUGUUGGAGUGCCAAUGCGAACAGGAAGAUCACCUUUGUGAUGUGUGCUGCAAAGACGGAGAAAAUGGCGAAUGUAAGCCGACAGCAGACAUUGAUGCCAUGAAGGAAUUGGAACUCAAGCAGUUCCCUGGCGCGCCGUGUGAUAACUUCAAUGGUUACUGUGAUGUGUUCCUCAAAUGUCGUGCCGUGGACGCCGAUGGUCCGUUAUCACGCCUCAAGGACAAGUUCUUCAGCAAGGAGGCCAUCUUGGGAUACUUCGAAUGGAUCAAGCAACAUUGGUGGGCUGUGGUACUCAUGGGUCUUGGCUUGAUACUGCUUAUGGCAGGGUUCAUCAAGCUAUGCAGCGUGCACACCCCAAGCAGUAAUCCCAACCGCAAACCGGCUCGUCAGCUGACUUUGCGCCGUCAAUCACAGCAGGCACGUAACCAACGAAACCCCAGAAAUCGACAAAAUGCGAACAACCGAGGGAACCCCCGUCACGCCCAGGACUUGGAUGACCCGCCACCCUACCCUGGUGCGCCAAUGGAAAUGCACGGAGCGAGGCGAUAGGUUUUUUUGACUAUUUGAUGUACUACUUAGCUUACACUUGUAGAUUUAGGGAUUGCUCUUCUACACUUGUAGAUGACCAAGGUGACAGUGGCGCUUUAGCAUUUCAAUGCAUUCUGGUGCUUCUUCUUAUGUUCCUGUUGUAAUUAUGAACCCCAUCGCUCAGCAGUUGUUUGGGUCUGCGCCACACAACAGCCACUUUCGGUAGUGUGUUUGGCGCUUGUGCAUUCUGUUGUAGAAUUUCACUAGGACUUGUUAUAAUAGAGCAAAACUUUUUGUUUUGGAUUGCUUUUCAAAAUCUCUUCAUGCUUGACAUUACAGAGAUGUUGUGAUAGGAUGUGAUAGGGUUAAAUUUUGUGCCAUUAAUUAAGAUUUGGCGUUAGCUUUAGCGUAAAGAUAAACGAAUUAAUUUGUAUUUGGAGAAUUUUAAAAAAAGGAGAAAAGUGUUAAAUGACCUUAAAUUCUAAUCUUCAGGACUGGGAACAGCACCUCUAUUUCCAUGCGGAUCGUGGGGCGUGAGAAACGCAAGUGCGGCUGUUGUUAUCUCUCGCGUUUUGUCGCUUUUCCUUGGGUGGUAAUGCAACGUUUUCCUCCGCUGAAGCUCUGCGUGACAGCCCGAGUAACGACUGUGAAACAGAAUGCUCAACGAUUCGCAAGGGAAUAGAGCGCUGGAGACGGUUAGGAGAGCUUGUUGUCAGCUACCCAGUCUGUUCGAAUGUUCGCAGCUUUUUGUAAGAUAUAGUUUUUCAUCCAUAACCAAAGGAAAUCACAUAGCUUUCGAGAUACAGUACAAGUAACCACUGAAAUAGAUUGAAAUCUAGCCAGGCUUUUGCUCGGCGUUUGAUGUUGGUCAAAUUGAUGUGACUGUUCGUCUGAUCUGAGGGUGGGUGGGCACAAUUAGCUGGAUGACUUUUCGAUUCAUUUCAUUGUACAGGUUGUGGAUUUGGCUUUUUUAUGCGUCCAUGUUUUGUAGAAGUGCGACUGAAUUUAAAGUUCUGGAAUUAAAAAAUUCAGCAUAUCAAACAGGUUGGUUCCGCCCUGACAACCUAAUUUUUGGAACUUUGAAAGGUAGAAAUGUUGGUAGACUUUUUGUAUGUAGAUAUGAAAGGCAGUUGUCGUUUACUGUUGCAAAACUCCAAGGCAAGAAAUACUUCAAGACCCUCCAGAAGGCACGCUAUAUUUCAUGUAGACUUCAGCGUAUAUGAUUAUCUUUAUGAAUUUAGAAUUUUGACAUAUUUUGUGACUCCCGGUUGUUACUUUUUCAUUCGUGGGCUGAUGUUCAGCCCUGGAACUCGUCUGAAAAGUAUUCUGUCGUUAACACUGAUUGAAAAAAAUUUCAUAGAUUUUCUUGGUCAGAAAGGAAAAGUGAUGUGUAAGGCCUGAGGGCCUUCUAGAAGUAGAGUUUGUAUGUACAGUCAUCUUCUGAGACCCAAGGACAGAUAGUCGAAUCAGGCCGCUUUCGCUCGUUUGACUUCGUCAUGACCUGAAAAUCUGUCCUGGCUCUCCGAAGAUGUCCUUGCAUUGGCUUAAAAGGGUCGCGUCUUACAAGCUUAGUUUAUAGCUGGUUAACGACCUUUGCAAUCCUGUUCAUGCGUCGGCUUGAUGAAAUGACAAAAAACCGUUUAGUAGGCCUGAAAGGCGAUAAUUAUAACUAUAAUAUAUACUUAUCAAUCAAAGUCAUAAGUGUGGGGUUGAAAGCAGGUUCUGUCAGCCUUGCACUUGUUCAAUUAGUUUAACCAAGUGUUGACAGUCGAACAUUGCUGCUGGUAGCCGGGCGGUUGGACUCAUUUCUUGACAAAAUACAACGUGAAAUUGUUUGUACUGGUUGUCUUAUUUUUCGUAGAUCCAGAUCAACCAAUUUAUGAUUAUAGCUUUCAACAGUUUCUCACAGCUCUUUCAAAGAGCCCUUGCUGGUCCGUCCUCGGCCUUUGUUUAAUUUCAUUUUAAUGUUGGAGGCUUGAACACUAAUAUUUUACUCUUCUGGGUACACUGUAUUUACUCUGCUGGAGAACUGUGUCGCAUUCGUUACGUAGAUUUCCGUAAUGUCUCUCAUCGUCUGUCGUUGAAUAAUUUAUUGUGACCGCAGUUCACAGAUUACUAGCUUGUAAAUAUAAGCAGCAAUGUUCGACAUACAAUAAUACUGUAAUGCACUGCUGACCACCACUCCAGAAACUCGACCGUGACUGCUUCUGGGAUCGCUUGGGUUGCCGUUUUGAAAUGGAGGCAGCAUGGAACGAGAAAAUCAUUAUUGUAGUCUUUUCCAGACUCCUAGAUUGUUGUUGUUUCCUAUACAGUCUGGGGGUCUCGUCAUGGGCACAUCCGUUAGCAAGGUAUUUAUUUUGAAUAGGAAAGUAGCAAUUGGUUGUCGGCAUUUUGUUUUUUGAAGAAUCCUUCACUUAGACGCAUCUUGUCGUCCCAAGCUAUCCCAGAUACCCUAGCGGACGAAGCUCGUACCCAGGUUACACAAAAAUUCUGGAGUGCGGAAUUUAAAGAUAAGGCAAGAUAAAUUAAGUUUGAGUUCGCUUUAAUUUUAAUUGUGUAAAAUAUUGGACGGUAACUGUUAUUUUGUUGUAUAGCUGGCCGUUUCGUGGAGUAAUACUGGGGAAAACAUUUUCCAGAUGUCCUUUUUUAACGAAAUUAAAUGCUUGUAAUCAAAUGCUAAUAAAGUUUUGUACAGUACCUUA
Orbicella faveolata is the source of this 5136-nucleotide messenger RNA. Its product is annotated as disintegrin and metalloproteinase domain-containing protein 10-like. NCBI's taxonomy places the organism in Eukaryota, Metazoa, Cnidaria, Anthozoa, Scleractinia, Merulinidae. Gene Ontology annotation, biological process: membrane protein ectodomain proteolysis; Notch signaling pathway. Gene Ontology annotation, molecular function: metalloendopeptidase activity. The record is from RefSeq and is a predicted model, not a curated record. Gene Ontology annotation, cellular component: plasma membrane.